Arachis ipaensis is the source of this 2777-nucleotide messenger RNA. NCBI's taxonomy places the organism in Eukaryota, Viridiplantae, Streptophyta, Magnoliopsida, Fabales, Fabaceae. The record is from RefSeq and is a predicted model, not a curated record.
AGCGGGGCUUAUCCAAAUGAGUAUUACAAGUUUACCACUGCACACAGCACACUGACCAUGGCGCUCAUUCCCUCUUCUUCAUGCGCCUUUCCCAAGAUCCACACUGCUUUCUGCUUUAGCAACCUUCCCAGUUAUCAAGGCAGACUGCGCAUCUUCUGUAGCAAGAGAACCGGCAAACAGCGGUACCCUUCCGAGAAGAAGCAGCUCAGAACCAAGCACAAACACCUCCUUUCCGGUUCCAAGGUCACCAACAAGUUCGAGGGCACAUGGAGGCUAUUCAAGCUCCUCGUUCCACUCGAUCAAGACCCUGGCAAGGACUUUUUAGACAUUUCCGAUGCCCUUCUCCAACAAAUUGCUAAGGUUCUCAAGUUCCCGGUUGCUUCGUUGUUGCCACGAGAAGCUUUCUCGGUUGUUAGGAAGUCCUUUGAUGCUCGCAAGAGAGUCAAGGAGCCCAAAUUUGUGCAUACUGUUGAUGUGGAUGUUGAAAGACUCAUCAGCCUGCAACCUCGAACUCGCGACUUCAUCUCUCGGUUGGAGCCCAAGGUCGGCCUCGUGGAACACAUGCAAGACAGAAAAGAUUGUGGUGAUUUGAUAAGUAUCGUACGUGACUAUAAAGAGACUGCAGUGAAAGGGGAAAAUGGACAUAGCAUUUUAUCAGGGGAGUUGCACCAGACCAAAGUUUCUAGAAAGCCUAAAAUUGUCGUAGUGGGUGGUGGGCCUUCUGGCCUAUUUGCUACUCUUGUUCUUGCAGAGCUUGGUGCAGAUGUUACUCUAAUAGAAAGAGGGCAACCAGUAGAAAAAAGAGGGCGUGAUAUUGGUGCUCUUGUAGUUCGUCGAAUUCUAGAGUUGGAAAGUAACUUUUGCUUCGGAGAGGGUGGUGCAGGUACUUGGAGUGAUGGAAAAUUGGUAACUAGAAUAGGACGUAACACUGGCAGUGUUCUUGCGAUUAUGAGAACUCUAGUGCAUUUUGGAGCUCCAGAACAGAUAUUGAUCGAUGGAAAGCCUCAUUUGGGAACAGAUAGGCUGGUUCCAUUACUUCGCAACUUUAGGAGACAUCUGCAAGAUUUGGGUGUCACCAUCAAGUUUGGGACAAGGGUAGAUGAUAUAGUUAUAAAAGACGGACAUGCUCAGGGGGUUACAGUGUCAGAAUCAGCUGAUAAAUUACGGUUAAGAAGCCAGCAGAUGGAAUAUGAUGCAGUUGUUCUGGCUGUUGGUCAUUCUGCUCGUGAUAUAUAUCAAAUGCUUCUUUCCCAUAACGUGGAAUUGAUACCAAAAGAUUUUGCUGUUGGGCUACGGAUUGAGCAUCCUCAAGAACUAAUAAAUAGCAUUCAGUAUUCCGAAUUGGCAUCUGAGGUUGCUCGUGGACGUGGUAAAGUUCCUGUGGCUGAUUACAAAGUUGCCAACUAUAUUGACAAAGAGGAUUUACGUGAAUCAUAUGAUCCAAUGGUAGCAAAUCGUAGUUGCUACUCUUUCUGCAUGUGUCCCGGUGGGCAGGUUGUUCUCACCAGCACAGAUCCAUCAGAAAUGUGCAUCAAUGGCAUGUCAUUCUCUCGGCGGGCAUCUAGGUGGGCAAAUGCUGCACUUGUGGUGACAGUCACAAUGAAGGAUUUUGAAGCUUUGAAUUACUAUGGUCCUCUUGCAGGGGUUGAAUUUCAGAGAGAGUUUGAACGCAAAGCUGCUAUGAUGGGCGGAGGAAAUUUUAUAGUGCCUGUGCAGACAGCUACAGACUUUCUCAACAAGUUGUCAGAAUUACUUUUGUGCCAGGAUCUUCUCUACCCCCAUCAAGUUAUCGUUUGGGUGUGAAGGCAGCAAAUCUUCAUCAGCUAUUUCCGGAUCAUAUAACUGAAGCUUUGCAAAAUUCACUAGCGAAAUUUGACAAGGAGUUACCAGGAUUUAUCUGCAAGGAGGCUCUACUUCAUGGUGUAGAGACUAGGACCAGUUCUCCGAUUCAGAUUCCUCGUGAUAUUCUCUCUUAUGAAAGCACUUCGGUAAAAGGACUGUAUCCGGUCGGUGAAGGAGCAGGUUAUGCCGGUGGAAUUGUUAGUGCAGCAGUUGAUGGAAUGCAUGCUGGUUUCGCUGUAGCAAAACAAUUAAGCUUAUUUCACGGUGAUCUCGAGUCUGUUCUUGGAAAGGCUCAGAGUUUUGGGUUUGUCAAGUACUAGAAUAGAUCCAAUUUUUUGAGGAUUUAACUAUUCUUCAUGGCAGCGACACUGUCUUGAAAUGCGUAUUCUGUUUCUUGUUGGUUGUGCUUGCUUGCUGUGGAUGGUGAAGUAGAAGAGGGAUGGUAACUUUCAGUGUUCAUUGCAAAUUUGCACUUGCAGUUUUCUCCACAGUGAUCAUGAGUUGGGCACCAUACAUGUUCAAAUGGUGCUUUGAGGUUGGAGCUUUUAACAAGGAACUGCAUUUUGGUGAUCACAAGCUUCACAAAACAUUUAUGUAGCUAGAAACAUAGAAUGUGUAAAUGAUAUUCAGAGAUGGUGCUGACUCUACUUGUCUGCCGCCACGGCCAUUGGAAGUCGCAGAGCUUUCACUGCUUACCUUCGCUGUAGAAUGAGGAAGAAAAGGAUACAGUGAUGGUAGUAAAAGUGAUUGAAAGUUGUAUUUUGGUUUUUUAUUUUUUAUGUCCUUACGGAACCAAAAGAAAGCAGGGAGUUGAUGGAGCUUUUAAAAUAAGAACAUUGAAUGUCCUGUGAUGUCUUAACCAUUGAAGAUGAUAACUUAUGGUUCGGUCAAAACCUCUUUUUAAAUAAAAAAUAAACGAUGAAAGAUUGGCUACA